UAACCUCAACACACAUACAUUUCGAACAUACACACAUACAUUUCGAACCCUUGCCCCAAAUCAAGAACAACAAUGACAAACCCUGAAAGCACAAAUCAAGAAAAGCACCGCAAAACAAGCAACAAGACCCAUGAAAUCACCAAAGCUCCAAGGCCCAAUCCUAGUCUCCCUGAAGAGCUAAUCUUCGAGAUUCUUCAAUGGCUUCCAGUGAUUUCCCUCUUGCAAUUCAGGUCUGUUUCGAAGCCAUGGCUUUCUUUGAUUUCUAGCAUUGAUUUUAUCAAGGCCCAUAUGUUAAAAUCUGUUAAAGACCCUGAAUUUAAGCACCAUGGGGUGAUUUUAAGCUCUACUAAUCCUCACUUUAAUAUCAAGAGGUGUGAUGUGUAUGGUUUGCUUAAUGGGCAUGUUGGUGAGGCUGUUGAUCUUGAUUAUCCUAUGAAAAAUCCCCAUAAUUCUGUUUGGAUUGUGGGUUCUUGUAAUGGGUUGGUGUGUUUGGCUAUCGAGGAGGAUUCAUUGUUUAUGUGGAAUCCGGCGACAAGGAAGUCGAGGAGGUUGAGGAAUUCGGAUAUGAAUUUGAGGUUUGGGUGUUAUAUUGUUUAUGGGUUUGGGUAUGAUGAGAGUGAGGAUGACUAUAAGGUUGUUGGGAUUUUUUGUGUUUUUCGGAAUGUGGGUACGUAUGAGACUGAAGUGAAGAUUUAUAGCUCGAAGACUGAUGUGUGGAGGAGGAUUGAGGAUUUUCCUUUUGGCAUUCCGUUGGAUGAUUCGGGGAAGUUUGCAAAUGGAGCUCUGCAUUGGGCUGCCAGUCGUGAUAUACGUUCGGAUUUACCCGAGUCAUGGAUUAUUGUUUCUCUUGAUGUGAAAAGGGAGAAAUAUGGAAAGGUUGUGCAGCCAAAAUAUGGAGACGGUGCGUAUAAUUUGACCUUGGGUGUUUUGGACAAAUGCUUAUGUGUGCUUUGCAACUACCAGAGCAUUCGAGCUGAUGUUUGGGUGAUGAAAGACUAUGGUGUAAAAGAAUCUUGGACUAAAUUGGUGACUAUCCCAUAUGUGGGUGAACCAUCGGUGUUUCAGUAUUCAGUUCCGCUGUGCGUUACGGAAAAUGGUGAUGUUUUGGUGGAAUUUGAAUCGCAGAUACUACUAUACAAUUCCAAGAGUAAUGUGUUUAAGGAUCUUGAGAUCACCAAUUUCGGUGGCUGUCUUGAAGCGGACACUUACAUCGAGAGCCUAGUAUCACCCCAUGUCUAACCAGAAGUUUAGGAGACAUGGCUAAAAAAAGUGUGAAUCAAGCUCUGCUACUGGCCUACUGUGGUGAUUCUGCACUCGUGUUUGAUGCAAGGAAAUCAGUAUAAUACUCGAUGUACUUUUACACCUGUUUUCGUUCUUAAUAGCAGUGUUCUUUUUUACUGCAUGUAUAUUGUUGAAACAAUGUAUGACUUGAAAAAUGUUGCUUUUCAGAGGCUUAAAACUAUAAUUACCCUUUGCAAUACCGUUUUCCAUUUGUUUGUGUA
Messenger RNA from Daucus carota subsp. sativus, 1502 nucleotides. RefSeq names its product F-box/kelch-repeat protein At3g23880. The coding region runs from base 73 to 1239 and encodes 388 amino acids. Lineage: Eukaryota; Viridiplantae; Streptophyta; Magnoliopsida; Apiales; Apiaceae. The transcript has 2 exons. Gene Ontology annotation, molecular function: protein binding. The record is from RefSeq and is a predicted model, not a curated record.